Molecule: messenger RNA, 1272 nt
Organism: Pleurotus ostreatus (oyster mushroom)
Lineage: Eukaryota; Fungi; Basidiomycota; Agaricomycetes; Agaricales; Pleurotaceae
Exons: 2
Coding region: 1-1272 (423 amino acids)
Source: RefSeq, a predicted model, not a curated record
AUGGAUAAUCAAGGCGUUGGCAAAGUCGUAAACGCCACGGCCGCCCACGUUGCAGCGCUGACCAGCGGCAUCGAGGCUAGCACGGAGGUUGCGAUAAUGUGCAUCGGCGGCCGUUCGUUUGGGCAGCUUCUCGUUUACACGUCUACGUUCGACUUGGAGAGCCGCUAUGCGGGGAUGAAGAAAGCGUUUGGGGACGAUAUGGAAAUUUUGACGACGACGGGCUCCUCUCCGCCGCAGGAUCUGCAGGCGGCGGACUACGACAAGUUGAUCAGCAACGCGGAGGCAGCGCAUGCUUCGAGUCGUGCGGCGUCCUCGGUUGUCGCGCCCCCUCCUGCGACUUCUAUCCAAGUACCGAGCCCAGCCGCAGCCCCGGGGAACGCGACGCUGUCAACUUCAAACCCAGCGAGCAGCGCUACUUCGUCGAAUGGCGUCCCUGCUAUCAGUACGGCUGGUGCAGGAUCACCGACACACACGUACCCGCCGCCGACACCCACUGCUCCCCAAGCCGACGAGCCAAGCCCGAUAGACGAACCAAACCCAUACCUCUCCGUCCAUGCUAAUUUCCCCAUCAUCAAAUGGGGGAGAAGCGUCCACCACCCAUCUCUGACUAUCAUAUACACCAUUUUUGCACUGGGCUCCAUGCUCGGGCUGCUGGUCCUCAAGUGGUAUAAAGGCGGGAGUUGGCUGUUCGAGAUAAUCUAUCUCGUGUCGUUUCUCGUCGUCAAUCUGUACACUAUGACCAUGCUGGAUGUGCGGCGCGAGAUCUGCUACAUUGAGGUUAGCAGGAACAAUGUCAGCGCGGGGAUGCGAGGAACCUGGGAUGGGUUGAAAGCCGUAGCGAAGACGAUGCCGGAUGCAAAGGACGAGGCGCUUCAGUAUCUAAGACGCGGAUUUGUGUGUCAUCAGGGCGAGACGAUACUGGUCCCCGUUAUGGCGGUGAUGACUCGGGUCGAAGAUGCACCUGCCAGCUGGUGGAUCCUCCUCAACGAACUGCGCGCGCCGAUAGUCCAGAUAGGGUUGUACCUCCUCCCAGACGACAACAUCAACUGGAUCGUCAUCUACGGCAUCGCGGCGUACGUGCAAGCGAGGAUGCAGCGGGCGGUCGCGGAGCGGUAUAUACAAGACGCGAAGACGCGCCGGAUUUUCUGGUUCCGCAAGCUCAGAGCGCACGUGUUCCCUGUUCACGAGAAGUCGUUCUAUCUGGAUUGCAGAUUGUUUUCUGGGUGGACUAUGGAUCCGUUCAGGGAAAGGAAACGGGGCUGGAGGUGGUGA